Messenger RNA from Oncorhynchus keta (chum salmon), 5747 nucleotides. Its product is annotated as phospholipid-transporting ATPase IH-like. The coding region runs from base 10 to 1767 and encodes 585 amino acids. Gene Ontology annotation, molecular function: ATP binding; ATPase-coupled intramembrane lipid carrier activity; ATP hydrolysis activity. The transcript has 13 exons. The record is from RefSeq and is a predicted model, not a curated record. Gene Ontology annotation, biological process: phospholipid translocation. Lineage: Eukaryota; Metazoa; Chordata; Actinopteri; Salmoniformes; Salmonidae. Gene Ontology annotation, cellular component: trans-Golgi network; plasma membrane; endoplasmic reticulum.
UGACUGCUAAUGACCAUGUACAGCGUUGUUCCAUUGACUGCUAAUGACCAUGUACAGCGUUUCUCCAUUGGCUGCUGCCUGACUUUAUGUUGCCUGUUCUCCAGGCUCCAGGACAAGGCAGCAGACACCAUCGAGUCUCUCCAGAAGGCUGGGAUGAAGGUGUGGGUGCUGACCGGAGACAAGAUGGAGACGGCGGCAGCUACUUGUUACGCUAGCAAGCUGUUUCGCCGCUCCACACAGAUACUGGAGCUGACCACCAAACGCACCGAGGAACAGAGUCUACAUGACGUUCUGUUUGACCUGAGUAAAACUGUACUCAGACAGCAUGGUAGCAUGACCAGAGACACCUUCUCAGGUCUGUCUGCUGACUGUGUGGACUACGGUCUGAUCAUCGACGGGGCCACCCUGUCUGCGGUGCUGAAGCCCAGUCAGGAGGACUCCAGUCAGGGGAACUACAAGGAGAUCUUCCUGGAGAUCUGUAGGAACUGCAGCGCUGUGCUCUGCUGCCGCAUGGCUCCCCUCCAGAAAGCACAGAUUGUGAAGCUGAUCAAAUCGUCUCCAGAACACCCCAUCACGCUAGCCAUUGGAGACGGGGCUAAUGAUGUUAGCAUGAUCCUGGAGGCUCACGUGGGCAUCGGCAUCAUGGGUAAAGAGGGUCGCCAGGCAGCGCGGAACAGUGACUACGCCAUCCCGAAGUUCAAACACCUGAAGAAGAUGCUGCUGGUUCACGGACACUACUACUACAUCCGCAUCUCAGAGCUUGUCCAGUACUUCUUCUACAAAAAUGUCGCCUUCAUCUUCCCUCAGUUCCUCUACCAGUUCUUCUGUGGCUUCUCCCAACAGCCGCUGUAUGACACAGCCUAUCUGACACUGUACAAUAUCAGCUUUACCUCUCUACCCAUCCUGCUCUUCAGCCUCAUCGAGCAGCACAUCAACAUGGACAUCCUCAAGAAAGACCCCUCCCUCUACAGGGACAUAGCUAAGAACUCUCUCCUGCGUUGGCCCAUUUUCAUCUACUGGACCUUCCUGGGGGUGUUCGACGCCGUCGUCUUCUUCUUUGGUUCUUACUUCCUGUUCAACAACAGCACCUUCACCAGCAACGGACAGCUAAUGACAACCAACACACAGAUGAUGUUUGGUAACUGGACGUUUGGGACUCUGGUCUUCACUGUGCUGGUGUUCACAGUCACCUUAAAGCUCGCCAUGGACACACACUACUGGACGUGGAUCAACCACUUUGUCAUCUGGGGCUCGCUGCUUUUCUUUGUCAUCUUCUCUCUGCUAUGGGGAGGCAUCAUUUGGCCCUUCCUGAACUACCAGAGGAUGUACUAUGUGUUUAUUCAGAUGUUGUCCAGCGGUCCGGCCUGGCUCAGCAUCAUCCUGCUCAUCGUCACCAGUUUGCUGCCUGACGUGGUCAAGAAGGUCGUCUGCAGGGCCCUGUGGCCCACCACCACAGAACGCAUCCAGCUGUAUGCUGCGUGUGGAUAUAUUCCAGGUCUUCUUCAAAAUGCAGACAAGCUGUAUAACGGCCAGCUAUCGGAGUUCACCCCGCUGGCAUCUCUCCACGCGCCCACGCGCAGGAGGGCCGACCACCAGAACCCCAUUCCCAGAAGGUCUGAACCCUUCACCAAAAAACUUAUGUUCACCCACUGGAGGAGCGGGCCCGACUACUGCACUUUCACCCCACUCCUCCGAUUCGCCGGCAACUCCCGUCACUCUGGGGCUGGCUAUGCCCACAAUGGGGCAGGGCCUGAGACCUCGGUGUAGUCUAUAGAGUGGAGUUUAGUCUGAUUUAGACUGGAAGUCUAGACCAAGAUUUCAGUGUUGAGUGGUCACUGGAACAAUCUGUCCUCUAGACAAUAGAUACCUAAUCUAGACGCGUACAGUUACCAAUGUCAUUGUGAAAAAGCAAACAAACACCAAAUACACACAGAAGGACGAUCCACAUGAUCCACAGUCCUACGGCUGUGUUGUGUUUAGCACAAGGAGCUGAGUGAACUGAACAGACUUGGCUCCAGGCAAGCAGUGCCUGUGGAUUGGUGGAAAGGGCCUUGGCUCCACCCAUUAAUGUCUACUAUGGGUACGACCCCUCAGACCCACCCUCCAGUGUGUGGGUGUUUGUGGGUGUGUGGGUGUGUGCCACUCCCCCGUAUCUGUCUGUCAAUAAAGCAGGGAUGCCCAGUAUUAAUGGAAGAUGUUCAGAGGUAUUGCAUGUGCUUUAACUGACCACACUUUCCUGUUUUUCUUUUGUCUUUUCCUCUCUCUUUCUGUCCUGCUUUCUAUAGAACAAACUGGUGUUGCCUCUGUGCAUAUGUCUUAUCCAGGAACACGCCAUAAGACACUAGUCUUUUCCAGUUCAGUUGUAAGUGGCUAGGCCGUGAUAGUGGUUUAUCUCUACUGGACUAGAGACAGUUCUGUGUGUGUAGUAUCCCGUGUCAUAGACUGUCCUUGUGUCUACUGUGGAGUGAUGUGAUUAUACCUCCAUUCCCCCUUGUAACCGUCCCAUUUCCUGACAUGGAAGCUGAGGCAUCCUGCCUCAUGUAGUGCUAAGGACCCACAGUGGGAAACCAGUAUGCAUGGGAAUCCUUUUCCGCCUUAACAUCUACACAGUGUUUCCUUUGAAAUACACAGUAGUCUGGAACCAAAGGCUCAGAAAAUACUCUUUCAAUGGCUUGCCUUGCUGGUUAUUGCCUUACACUGAGACUGGGUGGGACAGAGGAAGAGAAAUUCUGCCUUACACCACACCAGGAUUGGUGGACACUAUUAGAUAGGAGAGAUAACCUACUUUGUUUCUGGGCUUUAACGUUGUCCAUGUAGAUAUCUAACAUCUCUCACACUCAGAUCUGAAGCCUUUAAGAGCAGUGGAUCUCUGUUACAGAAAUACAACAUGUAGAAUGUAGACAUUAUUCUUCGCUGCUGUCCCUUGGCAUAAAUAAUAUAGAACAUACCCAUAGAAGUCUCACACGAUGCGUGAGAGCCUCAUGAAGGUGUUAUAAGAGUGUUAUAAUUCUCUCAACAGUCUGCCAGGGGUCUUAAGAUCUCAUCUGUCACUGUGUGCUCUCUCCCUCCCUCAGAUCUUCUCUGUUUAAUUUUUUCAUGUGUUUUUUUUACCUCUACCAUUUCUCCUCUUGUUCCUUUUGAAGUGAUGCUCGUGUGGAUCUGUCCUCUCGAGCCUCACUACAUCUCCUCCUCCUCACUGCCACCAACUCUCAUCCUCCACUCCUCCUCUCAUCCAUUCACUCCUUCAUCUGGUCAUGCAUCCCUCCAUCCGUCUCCGAGGAACACAGUCUGUGUGGUGGGUGUGAGGAGAGAGAGAACGAGAAAGGGAGAUGGAGGGGGGACUUCACCAAAACCAAGGUUUUUCUACACACAUUUAGCUGCUUGACAGUAGAUGUCUUGUGGUGCAUUGUGGGAUCAGUUCAAACCAAGAGGAACAAAAGUAUAUGGAUGUCCCAUAUAUAGAUAAGGAUGUGUGUGUGUGUGUGUGUGUGUGUGUGUGUGUGUGUGUGCGUGUGCGUGCGUGCGUGCGUGCGUGCGUGCGUCUGUUUCAUUGAAAGCAGCAAUGAUAUUUAAGAUGGCCGUCUGUUAUUAGGUGGUAUUAUGAAUCUUCACUGAAAUGUAAAGACACUGAACAUUACACCACAGUCAGAACUAUAACACUGAACAUUACACCACAGUCAGAACUAUAACACUGAACAUUACACCACAGUCAGAACUAUAAUACUGGACAUUAAACCACAGUCAGAACUAUAACACUGGACAUUACACCACAGUCAGAACUAUAACACUGAACAUUACACCACAGUCAGAACUAUAAUACUGGACAUUACACCACAGUCAGAACUAUAACACUGGACAUUACACCACAGUCAGAACUAUAACACUGGACAUUACACCACAGUCAGAACUAUAACACUGGACAUUACACCACAGUCAGAACUAUAAUACUGGACAUUACACCACAGUCAGAACUAUAACACUGGACAUUACACCACAGUCAGAACUAUAAUACUGGACAUUACACCACAGUCAGAACUAUAACACUGGACAUUACACCACAGUCAGAACUAUAACACUGGACAUUACACCACAGUCAGAACUAUAAUACUGGACAUUACACCACAGUCAGAACUAUAAUACUGGACAUUGCACCACAGUCAGAACUAUAAUACUGGACAUUACACCACAGUCAGAACUAUAAUACUGGACAUUACACCACAGUCAGAACUAUAACACUGACAUUACACCACAGUCAGAACUAUAACACUGGACAUUACACCACAGUCAGAACUAUAAUACUGGACAUUACACCACAGUCAGAACUAUAACACUGGACAUUACACCACAGUCAGAACUAUAACACUGGACAUUACACCACAGUCAGAACUAUAAUACUGGACAUUACACCACAGUCAGAACUAUAACACUGGACAUUACACCACAGUCAGAACUAUAAUACUGGACAUUACACCACAGUCAGAACUAUAAUACUGGACAUUACACCACAGUCAGAACUAUAACACUGGACAUUACACCACAGUCAGAACUAUAACACUGAACAUUACACCACAGUCAGAACUAUAACACUGGACAUUACACCACAGUCAGAACUAUAAUACUGGACAUUACACCACAGUCAGAACUAUAAUACUGGACAUUGCACCACAGUCAGAACUAUAACACUGGACAUUACACCACAGUCAGAACUAUAAUACUGGACAUUACACCACAGUCAGAACUAUAACACUGAACAUUACACCACAGUCAGAACUAUAACACUGGACAUUACACCACAGUCAGAACUAUAAUACUGGACAUUACACCACAGUCAGAACUAUAACACUGGACAUUACACCACAGUCAGAACUAUAACACUGAACAUUACACCACAGUCAGAACUAUAAUACUGGACAUUACACCACAGUCAGAACUAUAAUACUGGACAUUACACCACAGUCAGAACUAUAAUAGUGAACAUUACACCACAGUCAGAACUAUAAUACUGGACAUUACACCACAGUCAGAACUAUAAUACUGGACAUUACACCACAGUCAGAACUAUAACACUGGACAUUACACCACAGUCAGAACUAUAAUACUGGACAUUAAACCACAGUCAGAACUAUAAUACUGGACAUUACACCACAGUCAGAACUAUAACACUGGACAUUACACCACAGUCAGAACUAUAAUACUGGACAUUACACCACAGUCAGAACUAUAAUACUGGACAUUACACCACAGUCAGAACUAUAACACUGGACAUUACACCACAGUCAGAACUAUAACACUGGACAUUACACCACAGUCAGAACUAUAACACUGGACAUUACACCACAGUCAGAACUAUAACACUGGACAUUACACCACAGUCAGAACUAUAAUACUGGACAUUACACCACAGUCAGAACUAUAACACUGGACAUUACACCACAGUCAGAACUAUAACACUGAACAUUACACCACAGUCAGAACUAUAAUACUGGACAUUACACCACAGUCAGAACUAUAAUACUGGACAUUACACCACAGUCAGAACUAUAAUACUGGACAUUACACCACAGUCAGAACUAUAAUACUGGACAUUACACCACAGUCAGAACUAUAACACUGGACAUUACACCACAGUCAGAACUAUAAUACUGGACAUUACACCACAGUCAGAACUAUAAUACUGGACAUUACACCACAGUCAGAACUAUAACACUGGACAUUACACCACAGUCAGAACUAUAAUACUGGACAUU